Messenger RNA from Drosophila eugracilis, 2015 nucleotides. RefSeq names its product venom serine protease Bi-VSP. Bases 84 to 1805 code for a protein of 573 amino acids. Gene Ontology annotation, biological process: proteolysis. The transcript has 7 exons. Lineage: Eukaryota; Metazoa; Arthropoda; Insecta; Diptera; Drosophilidae. Gene Ontology annotation, molecular function: serine-type endopeptidase activity. The record is from RefSeq and is a predicted model, not a curated record.
CGAAAAUGAAGAGUUUCGUGGACAGUUGCCACCUGUUGGCCAAGCAGAAAGCACGGAUAAUCGGAUAGGGUUACGGAUUGGAAAUGGUGCUGCUGGACGAGUUCUGUGUGAAGGUGUACUUCUGGCCUUUUCUGUCCUACUUAGCCAGCAUCAAGGGCUGGUGUCCGCUGUUUCCGCCAGGUUACUAUCCCAUCUACGCCCUGCCGCCGCCGCAGGGACCGCAAUUUCCGCCGCAGCCGCAGCCUCUCCAGCCGAUUGGUCCACUAAUACCGCCCCAACCCGCUUUUCCGUCCACACCUGCAGUGAUCCCAACGUUUCAGCCCACGCCUCCGUAUCCCCAGACGCCGAUAACGCCACCACUAAUCACGACUACUACCAGUACAACGAGUACCACAACUUCUACGACGGGAGGGACCACAACUAGUACUGCUGGCACUACUCUGCCCGUUCCUGUGCCCACUUGUCCAUCUCAACCGCUGGUUUGCCUGCCUGGUGGAUCGCGUCCCUUGCCAAAUUGUCCCUGCAUCGAUCCUCGUCAGCAGCAGAACUCCCCGUUGCUCUCAUCGACAGGACCUCAGAUCGGUUCGGAUAUGAUGGUUUUCAUGCCGCUGAAUUCCGGACGUAGGCGGCGUCGUCGCCGGAGACCCCAGUCCUGCCAAGAUGCCCGAUCCCGGCCUGGAAGCUGCCUGCCCCUGACCUCCUGUCCCCAGCUCAUGGAGGAGUAUCAGGGUCAGGGCAACGAAUUCCACAACUUUCUGGGCCAGUCCAUAUGUGGCUUCGAUGGCUCCAAUUUCAUGGUUUGCUGUGCCGCGGAUAGAAGUGGCAGUGCCAGGAGUAGGAAGGAUCUGCUGCCAACCACUGCAGCUCCAUUUGGCUUUUUUCAUUUCUCGCCGUUGAGUGGAGGAGGCACUGCUUCUCCGAUGGUAUUCCAGCCCACUCCUCCGCUGAAUCAGGUGGUGAGCCCCAGUUUUAACCCACAACUACCUCCACCUCCGCCACCACCAAUUGCUCCUCGCGCGGCUAUUGCUUGUGGGUUAAGUGGUGCCACCUCCAACCGAGUGGUAGGUGGAGCUGAAGCUAGGAGAGGAGCCUAUCCCUGGGUAGCUGCCCUUGGAUACUUCGAUGAGAGCAAUCGAAAUGCUCUUAAGUUCCUUUGUGGUGGCAGCUUAAUACAUUCUCACUACGUGGUCACCUCGGCACACUGCAUCAAUCCGAUGCUGACUUUGGUUCGAUUGGGAGCCCAUGAUCUCUCCAAGCCAGCUGAACCGGAAGCAAUGGACUUUCGUAUCCGUAGAACUGUGGUCCACGAGCAUUUUGAUCUCAACUCUAUAUCGAAUGAUAUAGCCCUGAUUGAGCUGAAUGGAGUAGGUACAUUGCCGGGCAAUAUAGCCCCCAUUUGCCUUCCUGAGGCCGCAAAGUUCAUGCAACAGGAUUUCGUAGGCAUGAAUCCCUUUGUGGCUGGCUGGGGGGCAGUGAAGCACCAGGGUGCCACAUCACAGGUGCUACGAGAUGCCCAGGUGCCGAUCGUGUCCCGACAGAGCUGUGAGCAGAGUUACAAGUCCGUUUUCCAGUUCGUCCAGUUUAGUGACAAGGUGCUGUGUGCCGGCAGCUCGAAUGUGGAUGCCUGUCAAGGGGAUUCCGGUGGACCACUCAUGAUGCCCCAGCUGGAGGUCAAUGUUUAUAGGUUCUACCUACUUGGCCUGGUUUCCUUUGGCUAUGAGUGUGCUCGCCCCAAUUUUCCUGGUGUCUAUACGAGAGUCGCCUCCUACGUUCCUUGGAUCAAGAAACAUCUAACAUCGUCUUAGAAUGUGACACAUCCUAAGUCGGAUAUCUAACUCGGAUGUGUCAUCACAAUUGAGAGCACUUUACAAAUACUUGCCUUUAAUUCCUAAAUCCCAAAUACACAUACCCACCGGAAUUUCCUCAAUAAAUUUCAUGUUUUUAUGUUCUUGUUUGAUUUAAGAUUCGGUUAAUUUUGUAUAUCAUUUGCAUCGAUUUAAGAUGAUUCUCCGUGA